AUGGCUUCUCAAACCAAAACCAAGGCCGAAAGCCUCCUCCAACUCCUACCCCUUGAGGUGAAGCAAAACAUCAUGCUAAACCUCGAUAUAUCCUCCCUUUACGCACUUUUCACCACUUGCAGACACUUUUACAAUAUCUACAAGAGCGACGGGGGCAUUAUUAUUCGCGAAAUCACUACAAAUGCUCUAGGUGACUUCCUCCCAUCGGCUAUAGCCUUAUACGCAGCAAGACGUGCCGAAUGGGUAACAGAAUUGCACGUAUAUUCUCCUAGUCAACUUGUAGAUCGAAUACACAGGUUUGGCCGCAAAUAUCUCGACCGGAAUAAUAGGCCAUCACUUGACCGGCAAGACUUCUCUUUGUCCUUAGCUGAGGAGUUGAUUUCUUUCCACUCCACCGUCGAGAAAUUUGCUCUGCAAUUCAUGGAGGAAUCAUUGUCAGAAAUGUUUCUGAAUCCUCGGGGCCGCCCAAUUCCAAAACCUACAAGCACGGAGAUUUCGAGAGUACAGCUUACAUUUUAUUGUAUGGAGAUAUCUCGAGAACUUCUCCCUUACAAAAUCAGCUCGGGGAGUGAUUCGGACAGUGAAGACUCGGAGCAUGAAAUGGACGAUGAACGGCCUUGGGAAAUGCUCUGGCACUAUUUCACACCAUGGGAGAAUCGAAUCGCUGAAAGUAUUACCAAGUUCCUAGACAAGUUUAUUGAUGGUGUUGUCACCCAAGUUAUUGAUGGUAUUGUCACCCAAGGACCUAUUGAACUUAUUGAAAGGGGAACCAUGGUUACCGGCCAUUGGUAUAUUCUUAUGGGAUUACAAGGCGUGGAGGGCUUAGCUGAUGGAUCUUUCGACCUCGAGUUUAUAUCUCGCAUCGCCGCUGAUAAAAGAAUCGACUGGUCCCCGCUCCGUCACAUUAGCUAUUUCUCACACGCCAUGUCUGGUUUCACGUGGUUGCGACCUGCUGGCGGAAGCCUCAGGGUCCGAUCUCUCAACAUGGACCACCUCUUAGCGAGAUUUCCUCAGGAAGAAAACGGAGCAUGCGAUAACUGGUACUUCACGAUAAUCUCAGAGCAGCACAACCCUGAAGCUUAUCUAUCCCUUCUUUCGGGUAUCUUGUGGUGGGACCGUGAUCGAACCAAUGCCCAAUAUCCGGGCGUGCUUCCUAGUACAGCAGAGAUUCAAGACAUGGCAGAAGGCAAAGAAUACAUUGGGCGUGAAUUCGUGCCGGAAGUCGACUAUUGCAAAGAGAUUGGUUAUUAG
Messenger RNA from Daldinia vernicosa, 1251 nucleotides. RefSeq lists its product as uncharacterized. Gene Ontology annotation, molecular function: protein binding. Lineage: Eukaryota; Fungi; Ascomycota; Sordariomycetes; Xylariales; Hypoxylaceae. The coding region runs from base 1 to 1251 and encodes 416 amino acids. The transcript has 2 exons. The record is from RefSeq and is a predicted model, not a curated record.